This is a messenger RNA of Homalodisca vitripennis (glassy-winged sharpshooter), 1484 nucleotides long. RefSeq names its product UHRF1-binding protein 1-like. The transcript is spliced from 8 exons. Lineage: Eukaryota; Metazoa; Arthropoda; Insecta; Hemiptera; Cicadellidae. Bases 518 to 1282 code for a protein of 254 amino acids. The record is from RefSeq and is a predicted model, not a curated record.
GCACGGGCAUUUGAGGGCUUUCUUCAUGAUUCUCUUGCUUGAAAGUUUGGAAGGAUGUGGAUGUUCUCGAAGCCUGUCUGCAUUAUUCUCUUGAUUGAAGGUUUUGAAGGAUGUGGAUGUUCUCAACGCCUGUCUGCAUAAUUCCCUCGCUUGAGGGUUUGGAAGGAUGUGGAUGUUCUCGUGGCCUGUCCGCAUGAUUCUCUUGCUGGAAGGUUUGGAGGGAUGUGGAUGUUCCUGAGUCUGUCUGCAUGAUUCUCUUACUGGAAAGUUUGUGCAGAUCCUGAGGAUAGUGGUGCAGUCUAAGACGCCGGACUGGAAGGUGGUGGGGGACUUGAGACUGACCAAGCUCAAAGAGCCCAAGAAAGGUCAGAUUUUGAUAUUCAAGGAACUGGAGUGGCAGACUGUCAGGAUAGAAGCCAGCUCCACCAAGGACCGCGACCUGCCACCUCUACGACUGCUUACCAAUUGCACAAGGUGCCGAAUAACCAUCAAGAAACGUCUCUCAGAUUGUUUUGUGAUGGGUUGUCGUUUGGCGCUACUGCUGGACGACCUGUUAUGGGUCCUGACGGACUCUCAGCUCAAGGCUGCUCUUUGCUUCAUAGACUCCCUCUCCGGUCUCAUCAAGAAAGACACUGAAGUCACACGGACCAAGAAAGCUGCCCGCAAACUGGAGGUGCUUCCUGAAUAUCAGGCGCAGCUGGCACAACAAGCCAGGGUGGCAGAGGCCCGAGACACCAUGUCGGACAUCUUCGCCCGCUACGACUUCAUAGAGACCUCAUACCACUUCUUCUGCCAGAAAAUAGAUCUCCAUCUGAGCGAUGACCCUGGGCCUGGAAGGUCGUGCCACCCGGAUCUGAAGGUCGGAGGAGCGUUCCAGAUCAACCUGCACUGUUUCCAGGUGGACUACUACCCGUACCACCUGGCCUCCGGUGACAGACACCACUGGGCCAAGUACAAAGAGGGCAGCUCACCGCACACCCAGUGGCUCACGCAAGCACACGCCGUGUUCCGCAACACCCUCCUCCAGCUAAUAGAGUCGCACAGCACCCACAGUCCGCUGUCCAGAGACUCGCAGGAACCAAAAGCUACAUCGUCUCCAAGCAACAAUCCGGUGAAGAACUACGUUCUGUCACAGUUGGCCAAACUGAUGACUGCGUGUGUCAUUUUGCGGAUUGAGGACUUCACUCUGUUCCGUGUCACCACCUCAGCGAAAAAACAACAACAGCCUAAAGAAUUCGUGAAAGGUGAUAGAGAACGGCAUGCCCAUGACCCAUGUACCUGAAAUAAUGACUCUACACGCGGAGUUCACCUAUUACUACUACCCAGGGGAUGUGCCUUUUCCUUUGCCUCCGCCCAAGUUCUACGUCCAUCUCAACCCUAUCCAGAUACACCUAGACGUACUGACGCUUCUGUGGAUCAACUCAUUUGCUCUGAACCUGCAGCAGUCGCUUCUCAACGCUGCCUCCAACCAGGACACAGUGGCC